CCACGUGUAAAAGACGACCUCUCCUCCUCCUCCUCCUAAAUGUGCUCCUUAUCCUCUGUUUUUAUGUGAUGUCAAAGUACGAGGAAAAAUGAAGGCCGCAUAAUUAAGAUAAGAACAAACUGUACACUAAAUCACUUAAGAAAUUAGAAACUGCAGGACUUCAAUUAAAGAGCAAGAAAAUUGGUCCAAUUAAGCAUCAGAGAUGGCAGUUUCAUCAUCACUCAUCUCAAUGAGCUUGGUCUCAACAACAUUAAUGUCCAACAAGUCCAAUGUGCCCUCUUCUUCAUCCAGCUCACUAAACUCUACUUCAUUUUCCCCACACAACACUAUCAUAUGCUCAACAGGCCCAACCAGUAAUGAAGACAGAAACUGUGAGAGAAGGCCUCUACUUUUGGGAGUAGGGGCAUUAGCUUUGAGUUUAUUCCCUGCAAGUUCAAUCUUUGCUCAAGAAAUCCUAGAAAAAUAUGAUUCUUAUGUAGACAAAUUAGAUGGCUAUUCAUAUUAUUAUCCAUCAGAUUGGAGGGAAUUUGAUUUCAGAGGGCACGAUUCUGCAUUUAAGGAUCGGUAUCUGCAGUUACAAAAUGUAAGGGUGAGCUUUAUCCCAACUGACAAAACCGACGUUCAUGAUUUGGGCCCUAUGGAAGAGGUUGUUUCAUACUUGCUUAAACAUGUUUACGCUGCACCAACACAAAUGGCAACUGUUUUUGACAUGCAAGAGCGAACCGUUGACGGGAAAAACUAUUACACAUUUGAGUAUGCACUUACAAAUCGCAACUUCUCUCGGGCAGCUUUUGCAACCCUAGGAAUUGCAAAUGGAAGAUACUACACGCUGAUUGUGGGAGCUAAUGAAAGAAGGUGGAGAAGAGUAAGGAACCAGCUCAAAGUGGUGGCAGACUCUUUCAAAAUGCUCGACAUCUGAAUCGAUGAUCUCUCUCUCUCUCUCUCUCUCUCUGAAAUGACAAAGUUGUGGUCAUUUGGAUAAAAUUGCAUUGCAAUGGAAAAUAGGUCUCGAAAUGAAGAGCAAUCGAAAGUAUGUUUUAACCCAACAAA
This is a messenger RNA of Rhododendron vialii, 1050 nucleotides long. Its product is annotated as photosynthetic NDH subunit of lumenal location 1, chloroplastic. The record is from RefSeq and is a predicted model, not a curated record. The coding region runs from base 203 to 919 and encodes 238 amino acids. Gene Ontology annotation, cellular component: photosystem II; extrinsic component of membrane; photosystem II oxygen evolving complex. Gene Ontology annotation, molecular function: calcium ion binding. Gene Ontology annotation, biological process: photosynthesis. The transcript has 9 exons. NCBI's taxonomy places the organism in Eukaryota, Viridiplantae, Streptophyta, Magnoliopsida, Ericales, Ericaceae.